CCGCCACAAACCCAGAGUUUUGUGCGUUUCCUUCCCGCCAGAGCCGUGGAUUUCACCGGGAGCUGCCGCUUCAGCGAGCUGUGCGCGUGCAGGGUGAGGAGCAUCGCCUGCCUGACGUGUGGGAAUGUUGUUGGCUACCACGUCAUCUGUCCCUGCAAGCCCUGCCUGCAGUCCUGCAACAACGGGCACCUCUGGAUGUUCCACAGCCAGGCCGUGCUUGGCAUCAACAGGCUGGACCCUUCUGGUGAGGGACAGCUUGGCUUCCUUCCUUUCCCUCGUGUGGAUGUUUUGCUGUGGGGGAACCUGCCAGCUCUGGAGGAGAGCACGGAGGGAGACACGUCCUGCGCCUCCGAGGAGGAGGAGUUCAUCAGAUGA
Zonotrichia albicollis (white-throated sparrow) is the source of this 375-nucleotide messenger RNA. The record is from RefSeq and is a predicted model, not a curated record. Lineage: Eukaryota; Metazoa; Chordata; Aves; Passeriformes; Passerellidae.